Hippopotamus amphibius kiboko is the source of this 3280-nucleotide messenger RNA. It is a transcript of the gene CAPN5, whose product is annotated as calpain 5. NCBI's taxonomy places the organism in Eukaryota, Metazoa, Chordata, Mammalia, Artiodactyla, Hippopotamidae. Gene Ontology annotation, molecular function: calcium-dependent cysteine-type endopeptidase activity. Gene Ontology annotation, biological process: proteolysis. The transcript has 13 exons. The record is from RefSeq and is a predicted model, not a curated record. The coding region runs from base 176 to 2098 and encodes 640 amino acids. Gene Ontology annotation, cellular component: cytoplasm.
CUGAUCUCCCGCAGGAGUCGGAGGCCGCUGAGGGGGGCCGGUCCAGCCUCCGCUCCAGCGCCGGCGCCGAGCUCUGCAUCUCGGAGUCCGCUGGGCCCGCGGCGGCGCGGCAGGUGCCCCAGGAGCCGCCCUCCGCUGCCUUGUCUCGUCCCCCGCUCCGGGGGCAGCAUCCACCAUGUUCUCCUGCGUGGAGCCCUACGGGGACCAGAACUACUCGGCCCUGAAACGGGCCUGUCUGCGCAGGAAGGUGCUGUUCGAGGACCCCAACUUCCCUGCCACCGACGACUCGCUGUACUAUAAGGGUACCCCAGGGCCCACCGUCAGGUGGAAGCGGCCCAAGGACAUCUGCGAGGACCCCCGCCUCUUCGUGGACGGCAUCAGCUCCCACGACCUGCACCAGGGCCAGGUGGGCAACUGCUGGUUUGUGGCGGCCUGCUCGUCCCUCGCUUCCCGUGAGUCACUGUGGCAAAAGGUCAUCCCAGACUGGAAGGAGCAGGAGUGGGACCCUGAGAAGCCCAACAGCUAUGCGGGCAUCUUUCACUUCCACUUCUGGCGCUUCGGGGAGUGGGUGGACGUGGUCAUCGAUGACCGGCUGCCCACAGUCAACAACCAGCUCAUCUACUGCCACUCCAGCUCCCGCAAUGAGUUCUGGUGUGCCCUGGUGGAGAAGGCCUAUGCCAAGCUGGCGGGCUGUUACCAGGCCCUGGAUGGAGGCAACACGGCGGACGCGCUGGUGGACUUCACAGGUGGGGUUUCUGAGCCCAUCGACUUGACCGAGGGUGAUUUCGCCAGUGACGAGGUCAAGAGAAACCAGCUCUUCGAGCGUGUGUUGAAAGUGCACAGCCGGGGAGGCCUCAUCAGCGCCUCCAUCAAGGCAGUGACGGCGGCAGACAUGGAGGCCCGGCUGGCGUGUGGCCUGGUGAAGGGCCACGCGUAUGCUAUCACUGACGUGCGCAAGGUGCGCCUGGGCCACGGCCUGCUGGCCUUCUUCAAGUCAGAGAAGCUGGACAUGAUCCGCCUGCGCAACCCCUGGGGCGAGCGGGAGUGGAAUGGGCCCUGGAGUGACACCUCAGAGGAGUGGCAGAAGGUGAGCAAGAGUGAGCGGGAGAAGUUGGGUGUGACCGUGCAGGAUGACGGCGAGUUCUGGAUGACCUUCGAGGACCUGUGCCGAUACUUCACGGACAUCAUCAAGUGCCGCCUGAUCAACACGUCUUACCUGAGCAUCCACAAGACGUGGGAGGAGGCCCAGCUGCGCGGCGCCUGGACGCGGCACGAGGACCCGCUGCAGAACCGCAGUGGCGGCUGCAUCAACCACAAGGACACCUUCUUCCAGAACCCACAGUACAUCUUUGAUGUCAAAAAGCCAGAAGAUGAAGUGCUGAUCUGCAUCCAGCAGCGGCCGAAACAGUCCACCCGCCGGGACGGCAAGGGUGAAAACCUGGCCAUUGGCUUCGACAUCUACAAGGUGGAGGAGAACCGCCAGUACCGCAUGCACAGCCUGCAGCACAGGGCCGCCAGCUCCAUCUACAUCAACUCCCGCAGUGUCUUCCUGCGCACGGAGCAGCCUGAGGGCCGCUACGUCAUCAUCCCCACCACCUUCGAGCCAGGCCACACUGGCGAGUUCUUGCUCCGGGUCUUCACUGAUGUGCCCUCCAACUGCCGGGAGCUGCGCCUGGACGAGCCUCCCCGCUCCUGCUGGAGCUCCCUGUGUGGCUACCCCCAGCAGGUGACCCAGGUGCACGUCCUGGGGGCCGCUGGUCUCAAAGACUCCCCGACAGGGGCUAACUCUUACGUGAUCAUCAAGUGUGAGGGGGACAAAGUCCGCUCGGCCGUGCAGAAAGGCACCUCGACGCCUGAGUACGACGUGAAAGGCAUCUUCUACCGCAAGAAGCCUAGCCAGCCCAUCACUGUGCAGAUCUGGAACCACCGAGUCCUGAAGGACGAGUUCCUGGGCCAGGUGCACCUGAAGGCCAACUCGGAUGACCUCCAGGCCGUGCACACCCUCCACCUCCGAGACCGCAGCAGCCAGCAGCCCAGCGACCUGCCGGGCACCGUUGCGGUGCGCGUCCUCAGCAGUGCCUCCCUCACGGCCGUCUGAUCCCGCCUGCUGCCUGCACCCACCGUUCUCGCCACCAUCUGCAUGUCCCCAACCAGGCCAGGGACUAGCCUGGGAGCCAGGACACUGGGGUCCUUUUCCUAGCUUUCCCACUGACUUGCUGUGUGACCUUGGGAGUUCUCUGCCCCUCCCUGGGCCCCAGUGUCCUGAGGACCCCAAAACAUUCCCUUCUCAUGGAGGAGUCUUCUUGCCUGAGGUGUAAAAUAGCCUCCCCCACCCCAGCUGCCACCAUGGCUAAGGGACUCUAUCCGUUGAAAACCUUUUCCCAAAGCCCUGCUGUCUGCCAACGGAGUGCCAAGAAGAUGUCACUUGUUUACACACAAACUGCCACAUCCCCAAGGCCCAUUCUUGCCCCUGGCGUCCCAGACCUGCCCCAGUGUCCCAGACUUGCUUUCGUUGUCACCUACAUCUGGUUUUCUAGCCACCCUGAAAGGACUCUUGGCUCUUGGGUUCCUGCUCAGGCUGGAAUUUGGGAAAUGUCCAGGUGACACCUGUCCAUUCUUAAAUCCCAUCCACUCACCUUCCCAUCAUCUAUUUAUUCAAAGGAGAUUUGCCAAAUGAAUAAACGAUGCCCAUGAGACCCCAGGUGGAGCCGGGCCUCUCCCCGCAGCUCUGGGAGACCCGGCGUCCAUCCUGGGCCUCGCCUCCGCUCUCAGGUCCUCUCAGAGGCAGAUGCCCAGAGGAGCUGCGGCCUUCUCCUUCCAGGUUCUGAUUUCAUUCCCAGCCUCUGGUUUAGGGUCCCUGGAGAGGUGGUGGCAGUGGUGGUGAGAAAGGGCGUUCUCUCUCCACGGCCAUGAUGCGGGAAGGAGUGUGUCCAGUGUAGCGGCCAGGCGGGUGGAGGGGGCGUGGGCACCUGAGGGGAGGCACGUGCUCCUAGGACCCUCUCUGCUGCAAGACCUGGGCUUUUCCCGGGAGAAGGGACUCUGGGGUGGUGUUCUCAGGCCCGCGGGGGUCAGUUCGCACAUUGGACUUCACGGAAGAUGGUAAAUCCAUUGUCUGACCAGAGGCCUCUCCACCAACAUUCCCCCCAAACGCAGCUGAGGAGCCAUAACCCUCUUACUGCCCGGACCAAAAUGCUCCUUUUAGUCCCGCACGUUUUAUAUUCUUUCCGUUUUAACUCUCAAUUUUAACCAGGGGUUUUUAAAGGAAAACUGAAAGCCUGAA